AUGCAGUGGACGACAUCCGAACACUCGCCGAACACCUUCAAGCGUCCCCUGGGGCCCAACGAGGUGUUCAUCAAGCUGGUCAGUGAUCCAGGCCACGCGUUCGGUCGUGAACACUGGGCCAUCAAUUACACGGCGACCAUUAGUCCUCGUGGGGCAUUCGCGGCUUUGUCCGGCUUCCCCGACCUUCUACCAAGCCUCAUCCGCUACAGUUGGUUGCAUCUGCGCUUCCAGCACCCCAGUCUAGCUGCCCAUCCAGACCCCAACUCCAACGUCGUCUACACGGUUCCUGAGUCUGCCGAUGCUCUUAGCGAAUGGGCCUCGCAGACCUUCACCGUGGAGGCCGAUGCUCGGUCCGCCGACGAGGUUAUUGCCACCAUUGCACCAGCUGCGGAUGCCCGACUGUACUAUAUCACCCAAUCGUGUGAGCUGCUCCUGCACACCGCACACUGGCGCAUGGAUGGAGUCGGCGGCCUGCUCCUCCUCGGCCAACUAGUGAACCUCAUGGUCUCACAUGCCGACAACUACCUGUCAGGAAAGCUGCCAGACCCGUUCGAUGCCUUCAAUUGGGGAUCGGAGGUUGCACGCCUGACGCCCCCGGUCGAGGAGGCAGGCAACAUGCCACUCACCGCAACCGAUGAGGAGAAGGCUGUCGCCCACGGGGCAGUUGGCACCUUUGCCCUAGCCACCGGCGCCCUCGGGGUGCCCUAUACUGGAGAUAUCACGAGCGUGCCCUCCGGUACGCGGGCCUCCGAGCUCAAGUUCUCACCCGCCACAACGUCCGCCGCUGUGUCCGCCGCAAAAGCACGCGGGGUCGGAAUCACAGCCGCCGUGCAUGCUAGUCUAGCCGCAGCCAACUUCCGGCACGCGAUCGCGGAACACCAGGGCCGACACUACACCAGUACGAUCAAACAAUCGCUGCGACCUUAUCUGCCCGAACCAUACUCGACACCCGCAGCGGCAGCCGGGCUAUACACGUCCGGCUGGUUGGUGCGGGUCGACCCCUCCGGGACUUGGGAGGAGAAUGCCCGCAUUUAUCAGAAGGAGUAUGAGAAGGGCAUCAGCAGCGAGUAUCUCCAGGCGCACCGGGAGUAUGCGUCUACUUUGGUCGAGGUGAUGAAGACCUUGCCGACACCGACAGAGCCGCCUAGCGAUAUAGAUAUUAGCAGCAUGGGGAUCAUGGAGAAGUAUUUGGAGCGCGAGUAUGGAACCCCGGAGCGCGGGUUUAGCAUCACGCAUGCUGGAGUAGGCGUGGAGAUAAUUUCACGACAAGGUGUGGUUUUUGUGUGGACGUUUCGUGAUCAGUUGACACUACGGCUAGUGUGUAACGAGGCCUUCCACACCCCGGAGCAGAUGGCGGAGUUUUUACGCGACAUUCAAGCGGACCUGUUGGAUCAAUUAGGGGUGACGGAGUAG
Messenger RNA from Penicillium griseofulvum, 1413 nucleotides. RefSeq lists its product as uncharacterized. Lineage: Eukaryota; Fungi; Ascomycota; Eurotiomycetes; Eurotiales; Aspergillaceae. The transcript has a single exon. The record is from RefSeq and is a predicted model, not a curated record. Bases 1 to 1413 code for a protein of 470 amino acids.